Messenger RNA from Caenorhabditis elegans, 2049 nucleotides. RefSeq lists its product as uncharacterized. The record is from RefSeq and is marked reviewed. Gene Ontology annotation, cellular component: membrane. The transcript has 6 exons. The coding region runs from base 154 to 972 and encodes 272 amino acids. Lineage: Eukaryota; Metazoa; Nematoda; Chromadorea; Rhabditida; Rhabditidae.
UUUUCCCAGUCCCCUUCCCGCCGUGCCGCGCCGUCGUCGCCCCGCCAUUCACGUUUCCCAUGCUUUUAUUGUGCUCUUUUUGCACUUUUAAUCACACCCUUCUCACCUAAUCAACAAAGUAAUCAUUGACUAAUCAGUCCUGGAGUCAUCAGUAUGAUGAUACGAUGGAAGCACCGAGGCGGCGAUAUUAUCUUUCUGAUGUUCACUACACUUGCCGCCGUCAGUACCGCAAGCGAACACGAACAUCGGACUCAUAUGUGCUCAGCGGAAGGAAACAUAUGCUCCGAGAACGCUGCUACCGUAUGUAGGAACAACACAUGUGUCUCGGCGUGUUCGUUACGGGGGAUGCAGGAAUGUGAAUGUGAUGCUGAGGAGGACAACUAUUGCUAUCUAUGUUGUGGAAACUCGGAACAUCAGUGUAUGGCAGCCCAUCAUCAUAAUAUCCUACGACCAAAUGGUGAACGAUGGGAGCGCGAGGCAUGUUCCAGAUGUCGGAUGCAUGGCGCUGAGUUAGAAGGUCUCCCAUGCGAUGAUACCGAUUCAGCGAGACUUUGCAUUGGCGGCCGCUGUUCAAACUCUGUUUGUCACACUAAGUCACCUGGAUCCGUGUGUGAUCGAAAAAUGGAAAAACUAUGCGUUGAUAACACCUGUGAAAAUCCAUGUGCAAGAUAUGCACCACAUCUAAUGGUGUGUGACUGUCCAUCAAUAGACCAAGACACAGGCUUCGCAUCAGAAGAUCGAUGUCAAUUGUGCUGUUAUGAUUUCAAUUUGAAACCAACAAAUCGUCGAUGUCAAAACGCCUAUCGGAAAUACAAAAUCAUGGAUAUGUUUCAAAAGCCAAUUUGGCGCGUUGGUCUCGAAUGUGCUGGUGGAAAAGUUUGCAACAAAUACGGAGUCUGCUCGUCUUCCCAUAUUUCUUUUCUCGUCCCAUUUUUUUCAGUAAUUCUAGUCUCGCUCAUCUCGUUUAUCUAAGAACUCCUUCCUCAAUUUUUAAAACCGGUAUGAAAAUGCUAUGUGGGUCACAUUUCUUCCCAGUUUCCUUUCGCUUUUUCUGUUUUUUCUAUAAUGUUAGGAGACUGUCAUAGGUAUCUGUGAUAACGAGUGAAACUGUAAUUAAAACUCACUUUCAUGAAUAGAAUAGUUGGUGGAGGUGUUCCAGUGGCAGAACAGUCAAGAGUCAAACGUUUUCCCAGAAUAAUCGGGUAGAGCUUCUGUUGAUCAAGGAAGUACGGAGUUUCUAAAUUGAAUUAUACUUAUUUCAAUACACAUAAGUUUCUAGUUAACCUAUGACAAUCAGUUUGAAAAAUUUUUUGGUGAUUCCAGCUUCAUUAACAGCUGUACAGUAAUAAAACCCUUCAUCGUCUAGUUGAAUGUUGGUAACAUUUAAAGUUUUCUCGUUUGCUGCAUAUUUACUGGUGAUGACACCAUUUUGAACACUUUCAUCGUGAGCAUGCCAGUAGACUGAAGACAGUGGAACCGAUGAUUCUGCAUUGCAUGUAAGAAGCAUUGUGUCUCCAACACGAGCAACCACCUCUUCCCGUUCCUUUUCGAAGUGUGGAGGUGCUAGAAUAUAACGACCAUCAAAACGUUGGAUUAAAAUUUCUUAUACCUGUAACUCUAACAAGGAAAUCUUUUCUUGCUUUUCCAACGUUAUUUUGAGCUUCGCAAGUGUAGGUUCCAGCGUGUUCCACUUGUGAUCUAACAAUCUUCAAAGUUUCACCGUUAUUCGUCAAUUCGUAGGCAGCACUGUCAGGUUCUAGUGGUUUAUCAUCGAAGAGCCAGUACACCUGAAAACAGUAAAAAUGAAAAUAUGACUAUUAUGUAUAAUUUAUUUAAAAUUGUAUUUGGUUUUUUGAUUUUCUAAUUUUCACAUUUCGUGCUUUGUAAACCCUUUCCUCAUUUUGCUCACUUAUGGAAUAUUUCAGUUUGUUCUCCCUUUAAGGUAUUUCAUGCCUUUUUCUCGAAAAGCCACCUCUUUAACUAUCAUGUUCGGACUGUGAUGACACUCUUUCAUCGAUUUUUAAAUUUAUAUAAUGAAUAUUUCACUUU